GCAAACCUCUAUCAAUUCUGGAGAGUGCGGACUGGCAAACCUUCUCCUCUGCAGCACAUGAAGGAAGUUGCUGCUUUUUUUCUCAUCAGAACCUACCCACGCUCACAGUUAUUUACGGCACUUUUAGUGACACCUCCUUAAGACAUUUUGACACCUCUUCAAAAUGCAGGGUUACCCUGAGUUUUUUGUUCCACAGUAACGGCGGUGAUGUGACCUGUCAUAAUGUGCUGUAUGACAACAACAUAUGUUUGUAACCUUAUUAUACUUUCUUUUAUUUUUUACACCUUUGUAAAAAAAUGGUAAUGGAUGUGACCAAUAAAAACAGCAGAAUUGUAUGUUAAUGUACAAUUUAAUACUUUAAUACUGCACGGUACUGUAUUGCAUUGUUUCUGCAAUCUGCUUGAGAGACUGAUAUCGUAACACAUUUUAUGCUGAUCUCCUCCAGUCUGUCCAUAAUGAUGGAAAUGAGGAAAUGACAUGUUUUAGAUUUUUGGUGAAGAUAAGCAUUUCUUUGUGUAUAAUUUACCAGGUAUAUGUGAACCUAUAGGUUAAUUAGCUCAGUUGUUAUCAAGGGUGGACAAGGAGGAGAUGAUGACGGAUGAUGAUAACAAUCUGUGUGUGACAAAGUGAGUCAGAAGAAGAGCCUGACUAUUAUUAAGAUGGAAAAGUAACAGGAAGUGGCAGUGAUAUUUAUAGUUUUUUUGAUUCAAAAUGUAUUUGUGUGUAAAAGGAAAGAGAGAGAAAUAGUGCUGUAGUAAUGUAUGAUACUGUGUGUUUUUUGCGUGUGCUUGUGUACAUACACUCACCGGCCACUUCAUUAGGUGACAGGAGUGGCACCCGGUGUGGUCUUCUGCUGCUGUAGCCCAUCUGCUUAAAGGUUUGACGUGGUUUGCAUUGAGACAUGCUCUUCUGCAUACCUCGGUUGUAACGAGUGGUUAUUUGAGUUACAGUUGCCUUUCAAUCAGCUCGAACCAGUCUGGCCAUUCUCCUCUGACCUCUGCCAUCAACAAGGCAUGUUCGCCCAUAGAACUGCUGCUCACUGGAUAUUUUCUCUUUUUCUGACCAUUCUCUGUAAACCCUAGAGAUGGUUGUGCGUGAAAAUCCCAGUAGAUCAGCAGUUUCUGAAAUACUCAAACCAGCCUGUCUGGCACCAACAACCAUGCCACGUUAAAAGUCACUUAAAUCACCUUUCUUCCCCAUUCUGAUGCUUGGUUUGAACUUCAGCAGAUUGCCUUGACCAUGUCUACAUGCCUAAGUGCAUUGAGUUGCUGCCACGUGAUUGGCUGAUUAGAUAUUUGUGUUAACGGGUGCAGUUUGCAGUUGAACAGUUGUACCUAAUGAUGUGGCCGGUGAGUGUGUAUGUGUGUAGAGAGAUUUUGUGUGUGUGUGUGUGUGUGUGUGUGUGUGUGUUUGUGAGUGUAAGACAGAGAGAGAGGGAAGGGCUAAGCUGUGGUUAGCUGAGUGACUGCGAGAGGAAGAUGACUCCAGCGGGGCCCGUGCGUCUGAGACUCAGAGACUCACGGCUGUGCACUGAGCGCUCACGACGGCGCGGAGACAUGUCCCAUCUCACUGUCCUCCUCUGCUGUCUCAUCCUGUCCUUCCUGUCCUCCUGCGGCAAUAAUGAGGCCUUAACUGUGACCCAGUCCCCUCCCAGUAUAACUGUGAAGGAGGGUGAGAUGGCUCAAAUGCUGUGCUGCUGGGGGGGGACUCCCAAUAUCGAGCGUGUGCGAGUGCGAUGGAACAAGACUAACACAUCUAGUGAUAUAAUAAAUACUUUGCAUGAGAAAGACAAUGCAACCUGUGAAAGGAAGGAUAAAUACAGUUCUUGUAUUUCUGGAAACUGUUCCGAGUUUAAUAUUUCAAAUGUAUCUACAAACGAUACAGGUGUAUACUUCUGUAAUAUCCAUAUCGAAAUUCCCAUACAUAAAGAAGGCCAGGGGUCUGGAACUCAACUAACAGUGAAUAGGAUUAACAAUUCAUCCGAAGCAGCGGAGGCAGCCGGUGACAGCGUGAUGGAGGCUGUAAUUUUCAUCUUGCGAUGUCUGCCUUUUCUCACCCUCCUGAUGGCCGUGUUCUACCGGUGCAGGACUGAGACUAAAGCUCCAGCUCCAGAGAACAAGGUUCAGGAAGGUUCUGUAAAAGAGGAUGAAGAGGAAGACGAAGCUCUGAAUGAGUCUUCCACUUUGCUCCUGGAGGCCGCAGCACCUGCAGAUGCUGAGGUGGCAGACGGAAAUAUUGGGGUUUCCUGCUCCGCUCCUUCCUCGGAUGUCCCAAACCAAGACUGAAGAGUGUGGAGAAUUACCGUGGCAACAUACAUUGAUCCAGGUAUGAAAUGUAAGUCACUGAUUUCACAGAUUGGGCUGUGUUAUCAGUGACUUACUCUUCAUACAUGGGUCAGAUAAUGAGUUGACUGCCAGUAAGAAAAAUCUUUCAGAUUACUCAAAUUUUUUUUACAAUAAGCCUUUCAUUAUGAAACAUUCAGAACACAAUUCUUACUUCAUGUACCAUUUUGUUAUGAUUUCUUUUGGCAGUCACUUUGGGUUAGGGACAUGUUUGGCUCAAAAUCCUCAGGGAUCUGCAGAAUAUUUUCAAAUUUUACCAGCAUCUGAAGCGUUAAUGUAUAUUAAUAGCGUAUUUGUAAAUCAAGCUCAUUGCUGCAAACCUCCUCUAUCAAUUCUGGAGAGUGCGGACUGGCAAACGUUCUCCUCUGCAGCACAUGAAGGAAGUUGCUGCUUUUUUUCUCAUCAGAACCUACCCACGCUCACAGUUAUUUACGGCACUUUUAGUGACACCUCCUUAGGACAUUUUGACACCUCUUCAAAAUGCAGGGUUACCCUGAGUUUUUUGUUCCACAGUAAUGGCUGUGAUGUGACCUGUUUAAUGUGCUGUAUGACAACAGCAUAUGUUUGUAACCGUAUUACACUUUCUUUUAUUUUUUACACCUUUGUAAAAAAAUUGUAAUGGAUGUGACCAAUAAAAACAGCAGAAUUGUA
Molecule: messenger RNA, 2993 nt
Organism: Anguilla rostrata (American eel)
Lineage: Eukaryota; Metazoa; Chordata; Actinopteri; Anguilliformes; Anguillidae
Exons: 4
Coding region: 1479-2285 (268 amino acids)
Biological process (GO): B cell receptor signaling pathway; B cell differentiation
Cellular component (GO): B cell receptor complex; external side of plasma membrane
Source: RefSeq, a predicted model, not a curated record